AUAUCUAAUUCGUUAUGCGUAUCCAGUGUUGCUUGUCUUGUCGGUGGAGGGGAGAUUUGAUUUUAUUGAAUGAAUUUAUGAUGAAUAGUGGUGAGAGUUUGAGGUUAAGUUAGCUAGUGAUAGUAAAGUAGCUUAAGUAGUAUAAAAACUUGAAAAUGGAGGAUGAUAACGAUGAUAGUACGGUUACAAUUGAAGAAGAUUAUUACACUUUUCUCAAUGUUCCUAGAAAUGCUUCCAAUGAAGAAAUCAUCAAUGCUUACCGUAGACUAAGUAUAUUAUAUCAUCCAGAUAAACAUGUCGAUCCUGUCCGGAAGAAAGAUGCUGAACUUUUAUUUCACAAGGUUAAGAAAGCGUAUGAAGUGCUAAUUGACCCCCACAAGAGGGCAAUCUAUGACAAUCUGGGUACCAAUGGUCUGGAGACUCAGGGCUGGGAGAUUGUUCAGCGCACCAAAACUCCACAGGAAAUCAGAGAGGAGUAUGAACGACUAGCAAGAGAGCGAGAGGAGAGGAGGUUACAGCAACGGACAAACCCGCGCGGUAAUGUAACGGUCAACAUCAAUGCCACUGAGUUAUUUGCUCAGUAUGAUGAUGAAGACGGUUAUGAAGAUAUUGGUCUGCCGUUGGUAGAGAUAUCUGGUAUGUCCAUCUCCCAGUCUGUAGAUGCACCACUGACACUACGCAACAAUCUGACUAUUGGAGGUGCUCUGAGCACGCAGAAUGGCACAGGGACGGGGUCUCUGACACUGGCGGCCAAACGGCUGCUGGAGGAUAAUAAGUGGGUGGAGCUGGACCUGUCUGUGGGCGAUGGUGUAGUGUUUGGCCUGAAACACUUUCGUACCCUCACACGCCGCAUCUUCGGCACUGGCACGCUUCAGUUCCACUUCACCAACUCCGGCAUCCACACCGGCGUUGAAACCACAUUUGCAAUGCAGCUGGACGAGCACACAAUGGGUUACCUAACGUACAAGGCUGGUGUACAGUCGUCCAUGACCUCCUCCAUCGCUCACAACACUGAGAACGCUCACGUGGGUGCUGCUCUCACUCUAGGUAUCCCCCACUGCUUCAUCUCGCUCAACUAUGCUUACAACUUCAAAGAGCAGAAGCUCAAACUGCGAACCGCUCUCAAAGCAGGAACUUUUGGAGCGAUGUUUGAGUAUUCUGCAGAGGUAAAAGUGUCGGAGCAGAGCACAAUGUCGGCAGCAGUCAGUGUUGGAGUACCAACUGGCGUUCGGCUCAAGAUCAAGGUAGUGAGAGCUAACCAGGUGUACCUGAUCCCCAUCCAUUUAUGUGAGGAGCCGAUGCCCAGUCCAGUGUUCUAUGCAACGGUGGUGCCAGUGAUUGCAUAUGCUAUCAUCAAGACAACCAUCAUUGAUCCCAUUGUUGCGGAUCAGAAGGAGCGUGCCAAAGAGAAGCAGAGGGAGGCCAACAAGAACAGGAUGACAGAGAUGCGGCGUGAAGCAACAGCUGCAGUGAACCUGAUGGGGGCCUCAUUCGCUCGGAUACGCUCUGACGAGGAGGCUCGUAAGGGGCUGGUGAUCGUGAAAGCAUUGUAUGGUCGGCUGAUAGCAUUAACUGUGGUGGGAGAAGACACAGAGCGAACACCUACAGAUGAGGUCAUUGAUGUUACCAUUCCUCUACAGUGCCUUGUCAAGGAUUCCAUACUUGCUUUGCAUGAUGCUUCCAAGAGUCAGCUACCAGGUUUCUACGACCCUUGCGUGGGAGAGGACAAAGCCUUGUAUGUCCAGUAUCUGUUCCACAGCCAUCUUCAUGAAGUGGUAUCUCCUGAUUUGGAGCCUCUUAGGAUACCAAAGCAAUCACACAGGCUGAAUACUACCUGACAGCCCUUGACUGCCCAACCAACCACAUGCUAGUUACUGUUAUAUACUGUAUUGUUAGUUAUGUCUUGUAUAAAGUGUAAAGUUGAGUUAUUAAAAGGUUGUCUUUGUAGAAAA
This is a messenger RNA of Homalodisca vitripennis (glassy-winged sharpshooter), 1952 nucleotides long. Its product is annotated as dnaJ homolog subfamily C member 11. The transcript has 12 exons. The record is from RefSeq and is a predicted model, not a curated record. NCBI's taxonomy places the organism in Eukaryota, Metazoa, Arthropoda, Insecta, Hemiptera, Cicadellidae. The coding region runs from base 156 to 1838 and encodes 560 amino acids. Gene Ontology annotation, biological process: cristae formation.